GGUUGUAUGAAGAAUGGGCUCCAGUACUCAUCAGGAGCCACAUAUCGAGAGAACUGCAACCUCUGAGGAUACAAGUAACAUCGCAGAUAUGACAGUAUAUCGCAAAGUGAAAAGGAGGGAGGGAUUGAAAACAGUUGGCCACCAGGAAAAGAGUACUGAGCAGAUAAUUUGAACUGAAAGCUGACAAGUCCCCACACCCGAUGGACUUCAUCUUAAAGAAAUGGCUGCUGACACUUGCAGCAGUGGCCAAUGGGAUUGUGAGCAGCAUAUGUGUCUCAUCAACCAGGAAAUGAUCCACAACAUCAAUCGAGGAAAUUAUGGAUGGAGGGCUUCAAACUACAGCCAGUUCUGGGGAUUGACUCUGGAUGAAGGAAUCCGAUACCGAUUGGGUACCAGGCGACCCUCAAACACAGUGAUGAACAUGAAUGAACUCAACAUGAAAAUGGACAGUAAUGACCUCCUGCCUCGAUACUUCAAUGCAGCAAAUAAAUGGCCAGGGAUGAUCCAUGAACCCAUGGACCAGGGAAACUGUGCAGCCUCCUGGGCCUUUUCGACAGCAGCUGUGGCAUCUGACAGGAUCUCCAUCCAGUCCAUGGGGCACAUGACAGCAGCAUUAUCUCCACAGAAUCUUAUUUCAUGCAACACCCGGAACCAACAAGGCUGUCAUGGUGGGCGGGUCGAUGGCGCCUGGUGGUACCUGAGACGGCGUGGGGUGGUGUCAGAUGCCUGCUACCCAUUCUCCAACUCUGAGAAGCAGCAACUUAGCAGCCAGUGUAUGAUGUCCACUCGCUCAGCUGGCCGUGGCAAGAGACAGGCAACGAUGCCUUGUCCCAAUCCCUACAGCCACACAAACCAGAUCUAUCAAGCCACUCCGCCUUACCGCCUCUCUAACAAUGACAAGGAAAUCAUGAAAGAAAUAAUGGAGAAUGGGCCUGUGCAAGCAUUGAUGGAAGUACAUGAAGACUUCUUUGUGUACAGGAGCGGAGUUUACAGACACACACCAGUAAUGGCUGAAAAACCAGAGACAUUCCGCAGACAUGGGACACAUUCGGUUAAAAUCACAGGGUGGGGUGAAGAGCAAGGACAUGAUGGACAGAUUCGCCAAUACUGGAUUGCUGCUAACUCUUGGGGAAGGGAUUGGGGCGAGAAUGGUUACUUCAGGAUUGCUCGGGGUGAGAAUGAGUGUGAUAUUGAAACCUUCAUCCUCGGUAGCUGGGGACGAGUGACCAUGGAGGACAUGCUUCACAAGUGAAUUCUGUGGCAAGCUAGCUGUGACACUCAGGACAGUGUACGCCGAGUUUGGAGGAGACACCUUCAUCAAGUUUCCCUUUUUCCUCAGUCUGCUCUCAAAGAUUCAGCAAAGAUGCAGUGUUAAAUGGACUUUCAUCAACAACACAGAUUAUGUCAGUUAUCACACAUCAGGAUAAAGCUUGUGCCUUACCAAAGAACUUCACUUCUUGUGAGUGGAGCUCAUUUUCUUGUGGACACACUCCUAGGGAACAUUGCCAUGCAAUGAUAGUGAACAAGAAGACAGGAAAGAAUGAGCAUCAUGCUCAGCUGGUGUGACAGGUCAAGGGGAGAGGGCCACUGGUAACCAUGGCAACUGACAAUCAGUGCACCAACCAAGAGAGGAAGUUCAGUCCAUUAUUAAUAUCCUACCAUCCAUGAGGACUGGAAGUAUCAAAUAUCAAGCCUCCUGUCUCCCUGGGUACCUCAUUUGGACCUGACAACAACGGAGAUUCUCAUUGGUGAUCUAGUGUAGGGGUGUGGCACAAUGCAAUGGUAACAGGCACAAAACCAUAAGGGAUGCUGGGAAACAGCAAUGGUAUCCAAAUGGUCACUUCCUCUGUAGGUAACUUCACUCUCAGGGCAGGGUUUCAGAUUCAAGUCUAGAAUUUGUAAGGUUUUCACAUUCUGAACAAUUAUAAUUGGCAUCUGUUAGGCACCAUUUUACAUUACAAAAUGGACUCUAAUAUCAACUGCACCAUACGCACGUGUACAUGGUUACUGAAUAUUUUUUACUGAUCCAGAGAAAGCUCUGAUUUACACAUCAGUAGAAGUGAAAAGUAAAAUUAUCCAUAUUUCCAUUCACCGUUUAGAGCACAAUUUGAAAAUUAGAGCCAAGUUAUCCAGCAUCAACAACAAGAAACACCUUUGUUUUUACCCAAAGGCCACCAGGCAUCUGGAAUUUGCUCCUCAAAGCUGUACAUUCAGGGUCGCUCCAAAGUUUUUGCACUUGAUCUUAGGAUAUUUUUGUUGGGUAAGGAUAUUAAGAGACAGUGGAGCAAAAGCAGGUAAAUAGAGUUGGGGUACCAGUCAGCCAUGAUCUCAUUGAAUGGCAGAAAGGACUGCAGGUCCUCCUCACACUAGAUGAGCUAAUCUGUUGGCAUCAGAUUCAGGCUGAAGAAGAGAUUUACUUGGAAUGGUUUAUAGAAAUGAAGAUGUUCAGUGAACGUGGAGAAGUUGGGGGUUCCUUAGAGCACAGAAGUUUCCGUGAGAUAACAGUGUUAAGAAUCAUAUGGAAUUUUGGUGGUAUAAAUGACUACAAACCAAUUAGAGUGGCAGUUGGGUGUGUAACUUGAGGAUAUCGAUUUAUGUUAAUUGGUAGGAGGGAUGAACAAUGCUUGGUGUGGCAAUUUAUCAUCGUCUGGAGUGUGCUGCCUGAAAAGGCAGGGAAUCAUUCACCAACAAAUGGGAAUUAAUUGAAAAGGAUUAGAGGAUAAAGCAGGUGAAUGGAUCUGAUUAAAUUGCUCAGAGACCCAACAUAAGUACAAUGGUCCAAAUGGCCCCCUUCUCUGUGUUAUGAUUAUAUGGCAAAUCAUCACUAAUUGUGCCAUAACAUGGUUCAAAUUCCAGAUUGCAGAGGGGGUGAAGUUUGGCCUCCAACUGUUCCCAGUGUAUUCUACUAUAUCUUGCUAUUUGUCACGUGGCAGCUAGAUUAUCAAGUUUAUAUAUUUUUACCACGUUCCACAAAUGUUGAUCUUACUUAAUAAACAUUUAUGUCUGUUAUAAAUGUAAAAAUAAAAUAAAUUGGUAAAAAUGACAUCUA
Molecule: messenger RNA, 3049 nt
Organism: Rhincodon typus (whale shark)
Lineage: Eukaryota; Metazoa; Chordata; Chondrichthyes; Orectolobiformes; Rhincodontidae
Gene: tinagl1
Product: tubulointerstitial nephritis antigen-like 1
Exons: 11
Coding region: 221-1252 (343 amino acids)
Biological process (GO): proteolysis
Cellular component (GO): lysosome
Molecular function (GO): cysteine-type peptidase activity
Source: RefSeq, a predicted model, not a curated record